AGCCCCUCUAUCACUCCUUUGAAUGCCGGCUCUUGAUCGACACAAACAAGAUGGACGAUAAAUUACCACAUUCUCGAGUUACUACAGGCUCGGAUCUCGAAUCCAACCUGGCUAGGCAAGUGGUCACACACCUCAAAGACGACUGCCGUUCGCGCCCUCAUAGACAGCCGCGCGGGUGUUUUGCCGGAUUCGCGAUUUGUCUCACGAUAUUUCUCUUCCUUUGGCAUCAGACAGGACUUUGCUCACUUCGAAGACCAUUGUCGACAUCUCGAGCCCCUGGCCCGGUCGAGAAGCGUGCACGCGAAAUCUUAUCAAAGACCCCCUUCAUUGGUAAGAUCGCGUCACUCAUUGCCCCGACCCCUGGAUUGGCUUCUUAUAUCCCGGUCUCAAGACGGUCAUAAUGACCUCCCCAUCUUUGUCCGCGCUUUUUACAACAACCACAUUUAUGGAGAAGAUUUCAAAAAGCCAUUCGAGGAGGGCGGCAUGGAUGGCCACGUGGACCUGCCCCGUCUUCGAGAAGGGCAGAGCGGAGGAGCGUUUUGGAGUGUCUUCACUCCCUGCCCUUCAAACGGGAGCGAUUUCUCGGAUAAGAACUACGCCGAAAACCCUCCCCUGACAAAUCCACAA
Sodiomyces alkalinus F11 is the source of this 627-nucleotide messenger RNA. RefSeq lists its product as hypothetical. NCBI's taxonomy places the organism in Eukaryota, Fungi, Ascomycota, Sordariomycetes, Glomerellales, Plectosphaerellaceae. The coding region runs from base 51 to 401 and encodes 116 amino acids. The record is from RefSeq and is a predicted model, not a curated record. The transcript has 2 exons.